CACUAGCUUCUCCAGAAGAAUGGCGGUCACGCUCAUCCUCCUCUUAGCACUCAUUUCUGCUGUUUCCGUCUUGCUGUUGACAAGGAAAUCUCUGAAGCUGCCGCCAGGUCCAGCUCCGGUGCCGGUCCUGGGCAAUCUCCACCAGCUAGGCCCGCUGCCACACAGGACUCUGCGUGACCUGGCGCGGCUCCAUGGGCCAGUGAUGCAGCUGUGGCUCGGCAAAGCGCCGGCGGUCGUGCUGUCGUCGCCAGAGGCGGCAUGGGAGAUGCUCAGGGUCCACGACCUGGACUGCUGCACACGGCCCGUGUCCCCGGGGCCGAAGCGCCUCACAUACGACCUCAAGAACGUUGCCUUCGCGCCAUACGGCGCGUACUGGCGCGAGAUUCGUAAGCUCCUCGUGGUCGAACUCGUCAGCGCCCGCCGCGUCAAGGCCGUAUGGUGCGCACGCGAGCAGCAGGUGGAAAAACUAAUCAGCACCCUUGGUUGUGCGGGGGCAAAGCCAGUGGCGCUGGACGAACACAUCUUGAGCCUAUCCGACGGCAUCAUCGGCACAGUGGCUUUCGGCAACAUCUACGGCAGCGACAAGUUCACGCAGAAUAAGAACUUCCAGCACGCGCUUGAUGAGGCGACGGACGUUUUAUCCGGCUCAUCUGCCGAGGACUUCCUCCCAAAAGCCGUUGGCCGGUUCAUCGACCACAUCACCGGCGUGGUGGCCCAGCGUGAGCGGAUCUUCAAGCACCUAGACGCCUUCUUUGACAUGGUCAUUGAGCAGCACUUGGACCCUAACCGUGCCAAGUCCGAGAACAGCGGUGAUGACCUCGUCGACGUGCUUAUCUCCCACUGGAAGGAGCACCGUGGCACACUCAAGUUCACCAGGAACCACGUCAAGGCCAUUAUCUUCGACACAUUUAUUGCUGGCAUUGACACGAGUUCGAUCACAAUCAUGUGGGCAAUGUCUGAGCUGAUCCGGAGCCCACGCGUGCUCAACAAGGUCCAAACCGAGAUCAGAGCCGUUGUGGACGGCAAAGAUAGGGUGCGACCGGAAGACAUGUCCAAACUCAAGUACCUCAGAAUGGUAGUUAAGGAGACCUUGCGAUUGCACCCACCAGCACCGCUGCUAGUGCCGAGGGAAACCAUGCGGCACAUUCAGAUCAGCGGGUAUGACAUUCCAGCCAAGACAAGGAUUUAUGUGAACGCGUGGGCAAUUGGUAGAGAUCAGGCAAGCUGGCCGGAACACCCGGAGGAGUUCAACCCUGAGAGGUUUGAGGAGAAUGAGAUUGACUUCAAGGGCGAACAUCUUCAGCUACUGCCGUUUGGCACGGGACGACGGAUAUGCCCGGGCAUGUCCAUGGGCAUUGCUACUGUGGAGUUUACACUUGCCAAUAUGCUCUGCUGCUUCCAGUGGGCGCUCCCCGAGGGGAUGGUGGUGGAGGAUGUGAGCAUGGAGGAAGAAGGAAAACUCAACUUCCACCGCAAGACUCCACUUGUACUCGUGCCCAUCGCAUGUUAG
Aegilops tauschii subsp. strangulata is the source of this 1510-nucleotide messenger RNA. Its product is annotated as 4-hydroxyphenylacetaldehyde oxime monooxygenase-like. NCBI's taxonomy places the organism in Eukaryota, Viridiplantae, Streptophyta, Magnoliopsida, Poales, Poaceae. The record is from RefSeq and is a predicted model, not a curated record. Gene Ontology annotation, molecular function: iron ion binding; monooxygenase activity; oxidoreductase activity, acting on paired donors, with incorporation or reduction of molecular oxygen.